GCAUCGCACGGGUUUGGAAAGAUGGACGCAGCUUUGGAGAUUCUCGAUCCUCUUGUGCUGGACAGACUAUACGCAUACCUGUUGCCAGCCGACGAUAGCGCGCUGGGCAAUGGCUUCGACAACAGCACGUCUGCAUUUUCAAAAUCGCCAUUGCAAACUUCUUGCGAGUCGGCAUGGCCACGGGACAACAUUCUUCGACAAUGCGCUUCCAUCCUGUUGAUCACCCAGGUCGGUGCUACGCUCCUAUACUGGGUGUUUAGCGCCUUCUCGUACUACUUCAUUUUUGACCGCCGUCUCGAGUACCACCCGCGCUUCCUCCAGAACCAGGUACGCCAAGAGAUCAUCUCAUCCAUGACCGCCGUCCCUUGGAUCAACAUCAUGACCCUGCCAUUCUUCCUGGCGGAGGUGCGCGGAAAGAGCUUGCUCUACACUCGCGUGGACGAGUAUGGCUGGGCAUGGAUGGCCAUCUCAACAGUGCUCUUCAUGAUCUGGAAUGACCUCAUGAUUUACUGGAUUCAUCGGCUUGAGCACCACCCCAGUGUCUACAAGUACAUUCACAAGCCACACCACAAGUGGAUUGUGCCGACUCCGUGGGCAGCUCUGGCUUUUCACCCACUCGAUGGAUAUGUUCAGUCCCUCCCUUAUCAUGUGUUUGUCUUUAUUUGCCCGGUGCAAAAGUACUUGUACAUGGUUCUUUUCGUUCUGGUGCAGGUGUGGACAAUUCUCAUCCAUGAUGGUGACAUGAUCUCGGGCCACUGGCUUGAAAAGUAUAUCAACAGCCCGGCCCACCACACACUGCAUCACAUGUAUUUUACCGUCAAUUACGGGCAGUAUUUUACAUGGGCCGACAACUACUUCCAGUCGCAUCGGGCGCCUCGUCCUGAUUUGGAUCCGCUUCAUGAUGCACUCAAGGUUAUGAGAGAGAAGGGGCUGGUAGACGAAAAGGGAAAUCCAAUUCCCCAGAAGAACAAGAAGGACGAGUAGAUAUAGUGUGACGGCUGACGGACGCUGAGGAUCAUCAGUAAUGGAUGAGGUUGUACAUGCGAUUGCUGUGUUAAAGCGUUGAGAGGCGAGAGGACUCACGUACCAUUUCCUAGAAAACGCCUGCCGCCCUUACAUAAAGCAUACAACUGCUACCUCUACUAGUGGAGCUAGCUAACUAUAAUGUUUAAAUACUAUUACACGAAA
Neurospora tetrasperma FGSC 2508 is the source of this 1188-nucleotide messenger RNA. Its product is annotated as lathosterol oxidase. The coding region runs from base 22 to 984 and encodes 320 amino acids. The transcript has 3 exons. The record is from RefSeq and is a predicted model, not a curated record. Gene Ontology annotation, biological process: lipid biosynthetic process. Gene Ontology annotation, molecular function: iron ion binding; oxidoreductase activity. NCBI's taxonomy places the organism in Eukaryota, Fungi, Ascomycota, Sordariomycetes, Sordariales, Sordariaceae.